Molecule: messenger RNA, 2508 nt
Organism: Neoarius graeffei (lesser salmon catfish)
Lineage: Eukaryota; Metazoa; Chordata; Actinopteri; Siluriformes; Ariidae
Product: adenosine deaminase 2-A-like
Exons: 14
Coding region: 309-1913 (534 amino acids)
Biological process (GO): adenosine catabolic process; inosine biosynthetic process
Molecular function (GO): adenosine deaminase activity
Source: RefSeq, a predicted model, not a curated record
GCUGGGAGCUUGUAUAUAAGGAUAUGGAGAUCUGGCCCAGGAAAAAAACGCCUUCGUUUCCUGGUCCUACCUUGGCUCCCCGUAUACCCAUUUCUGCCUGAUCGCUGCUUCCGUUGGUGAGCUACGCUAAUACCUUGCUGCACAUUUGAGUCUGUAUAUCCUGUACCGUAUUAAAGAAUUGUGACUGAACCUGUGGAAUUCGGCGUCGCAAGCAACUUGAUACUGCUCCCCCGCAAAACAGCAGUGGGUGCCUGCCGAAGUGUUGUGAGAUCUGGUUGGUAGAAUCUACUGGGUGUCACUUCAAUCAUAUGAAAUUUUUUCUGCUAUCCUGCUGUCUGGAAAAGCUGCCUUCACAAGCUGAGUUAUAUGCUCGGCAACAGAAAAUGGCCAUGAGGAGAUUUUACUACAUAUCAUGCAGUACUACAGCUCUGCUGACGAUGCUGAUCUUAGCCUCUGUGAAAGAUAGCAAAUGUAUAACAGACCCUCAUCAGAGAAAGCUUUUACUCCAAGAGGAAGCCUCCAGGCAGAUCGGUGGCAGAGUGGAGCUCAGUGCAGCAGAACAUCGACUUGACUCACUCUUGCGUAAACUGAAAGAGCGGGAGAUAAUGGCUCCAUAUUUCCCUCCAGCUAUGCACUUCUUUAAAGCAAAGCCCUACAUCCAAAGGAGUCCUGUGUUUAAAAUACUAAAAAAAAUGCCAAAAGGUGCUAUCCUACAUAUACACGGCGCUACUCUGGUACAUGUGAAAUGGCUCGUGAUGAAUGUAACGUAUCGGCCUCACUGCUACGUUUGUUUCACAUGGACGGGACGCGUGCAGUUCAUAUUCUCGGCACAACAGCCAUUACCACUUUUGAAUUGCUCUGGAUGGAACCUAUUGGAGAACCUGAGGGCCACUGUCAGUGAUGUAACAACUUUUGACAAGAGUUUGAUACGGAACCUCACGCUGUUCACUAAGGACCCUGAUGUAAAAUACCCGACUCAGGAUGAAGUGUGGAAUCAGUUUGAGCAAGUAUUUCAGUCAAUCUCAGGGCUGGUCUCAUAUGCACCUGUUUUUAAAGAGUACAUUUACCAAGGCCUCCUGCAACUCUACAAUGACAAUAUCUUGUAUUUGGAGAUGAGGACUGACCUUUACCAGACAUAUGAACUUGAUGGCACCAUUCAUGACAGAGAAUGGACUAUUCAAACCUACAAAAAUGUAACGGAGCAGUUCACGCUGGAGUAUCCAGAUUUCAUUGGGAUUCGAUUAAUUUAUUCUGUUGAUAGAUCACAGAACCUGUCCAUGGUAAAAAUAGCAGUAAGAGAUACUAUUGAGAUGCAAAAACGAUAUCCAGAGAUUAUCGCUGGCUUUGACCUGGUUGGGCAAGAGGAUAAAGGAAAUUCCAUCUGGUAUUUUCGAGAUGCUCUAUCAAUUCCUGCUGAAGUGAAAGCCAAACUUUCCUACUUUUUCCAUGCAGGCGAGACUGGCUUAUACGGCACAGAUGUUGACGGGAACAUUCUGGAUGCUCUGUAUUUCAACACUACGCGUAUUGGGCAUGGUUUUGCCUUGGCACGCCAUCCCCUGGCUAAAGAGCUCUCCAGAAAACUGGGAGUGCCAGUGGAAGUAUGUCCUAUAUCCAACCAGGUGCUGAAGCUGGUCUCAGAUCUGCGAAAUCACCCCGCUGCAGUGUUAAUGUCAGAGGGCCAUCCCAUGGUAGUGAGCUCCGAUGAUCCGGCCUUGUUUGGCACAUCUGGACUCACCUAUGAUUUCUAUGAAGUCUUUGUAGGAAUUGGAGGUCUGAGUGCCAAUGUAGGCACGCUGAAGGAGUUGGCAAUGAAUUCAAUUAGGUACAGUUCCUUGCCAGCAGUGCUUAAGGAUAAGGCCAUGGCCUUAUGGCAGCAAAAGUGGAGCAAAUUUAUAUCGAAGUAUUCACCAUAGUUACUGAAAGUUGAAGAAAACAUUUGAAUGACAUUUUCACACUGAAAAGGAAAAAAAAAACCAACAACCAACAACUCUCUGGUGAAGCCAUAGUUUAUUGGAGUACUUUUGCAGAGAUCCUUUGGCUAUUUGACUAAAUCCUGACAUUCAUGUUUUCUAAAAGUCUCCAUCACAUAAGGCUGGGGGAUAUUGUGAUAAUUUAUGUUACAAUAUGCUUUUCUGAAAUAAAGUGGAACUUGUGGUUUUAUUUUAUAAUAAAAACACAAUUCAAGAACAGAAUUUUAGUGAGACAAAACUAUACUGAAAAAGCUGCUUAUGAAUAUGAAUCAGUUUUAAGCGACAUUAACAUUGAAUGACUACAAAUCUGGCCUCCAGUUCAUUAACUUUUGUUAACUCCCAGUAAAGUUGCUACGACUAUGAACAGUUUUCAGUGUAGUCUUUUCUGAACACCUCAAAACCGAGCCUUCCAAUAAAUAUCACUCCACUGCCUCUAUCCACACAAUAAUACAUUACUUAUAAUAAUGCAGAGCAAUGCUUUUUUAAUUUCUGAUCUGUGAAAACGUGUAUAAAAUAAACAUGCAUUCUGCCUGAUCAA